AUGUCCAUUGCCAAUAAAAUCACAGGCUAUACGCAAAUUCCCACAAAAGAUUGCGAUUUCACGUGGGUGAUAAAGGAUUUUCCGUUGUAUUGGCAGAAAAUCAAGGUAAACUUAAUGUCACCAGCAUUCAAUGUCGGUGGUGAUGAUCAAAUGCAGUUUGCAUUGAAAUUAAACAAAAUUAGUACACUUGGUGGUGCAGAUAAAGGAAGAUUAGAUCUACACCGCGUGCAGAAAUAUGCACAACCAUCAUGCAAGUACAAGAUAACUUUCAUCAAGGAUGAUAAACCUGUUCACGCUCAAUCCAUGAAGUAUACAUUUUCUACGACUGAUUAUGUGGUUCCAAUUCUCACCUUACAAAACAACGAAUUACUAGAAUUUAUUUCCUCCACUGGCACGGUAAUUAUUCACCUCGUGUUAUCAGUUUUCACUGGAGAUGAAAAGAAGUUCUUAAAAAAAGAAUCUGUUGAUACGAAUAAAGUUUUGGUGCCAAAAUAUAAUUUUGACUGGAUAUUUCUUAAUGAAAAUUUGAGUGAUUUUAAGUUAAAAACUGCUAGUGGAAAGGAAAUCCCAGCGCACAGGGUCGUACUCGCAAAUUUUAGUCCAGUAUUCAAAGCUAUGUUUAGCCUUGACAUGUUGGAAAAGAAAAGCCAAUCGGUUGAUAUGAUCGACAUUAGUUAUGAUGCUGCAGUCGAGAUGUUGCGAUACUUCUACAUAGGUACAAUAGAGAGUCGCAAAGUAUCAUUGAUUAUUGAUCUUUUAGUGGCAGCUGACAAAUAUCAAGUAGACGAGUUGAAAAACGAGUGCGAGAGAAUAUUGAGCUCACUGUUGUCACCUGAAAAUGCUGUGGAUAUUUUACAAGUAGCCGAUAAAUGUAACAUGAAAAAUUUGGAGAAAAACGCAGCUGAAUUGAUAAAAUAG
Molecule: messenger RNA, 918 nt
Organism: Trichogramma pretiosum
Lineage: Eukaryota; Metazoa; Arthropoda; Insecta; Hymenoptera; Trichogrammatidae
Product: protein maternal effect lethal 26-like
Exons: 1
Coding region: 1-918 (305 amino acids)
Biological process (GO): proteasome-mediated ubiquitin-dependent protein catabolic process; regulation of proteolysis
Cellular component (GO): cytoplasm
Molecular function (GO): ubiquitin protein ligase binding
Source: RefSeq, a predicted model, not a curated record